Debaryomyces fabryi is the source of this 330-nucleotide messenger RNA. RefSeq lists its product as uncharacterized. Gene Ontology annotation, cellular component: nucleolus. NCBI's taxonomy places the organism in Eukaryota, Fungi, Ascomycota, Pichiomycetes, Serinales, Debaryomycetaceae. Gene Ontology annotation, biological process: RNA processing. Gene Ontology annotation, molecular function: RNA binding. The transcript has a single exon. The record is from RefSeq and is a predicted model, not a curated record. The coding region runs from base 1 to 330 and encodes 109 amino acids.
AUGAAACAGCCAGAGUUGACUCCUAGCAUAACGAGAGAUUUGUCUAUUAUUAAACAAAGAAACGCAUUAGAUCCAAAAAGACAUUAUAAAAAAGAUAAAUGGGAAAUACCAAAGUUCUUUCAAAUGGGCACUGUUGUAGAAGGUAACACCGAAUUCUAUUCUGCGAGAAUGUCUAGACGUGAGAGAGGAAACACUUUAGUUGAGGAAGUCUUAAAUGAUUCUGAUAGAAAGAAAUACUUCAAGAGAAAGUAUACUGAAAUUCAAGAUAAAAAAACCAGUGGUGGUAAAAACCAUUACAAGAAGGUCAAAAGUAUGAGAAAGAAAUAUUAA